This is a messenger RNA of Chroicocephalus ridibundus (black-headed gull), 1684 nucleotides long. RefSeq names its product calpain small subunit 2 (gene CAPNS2). NCBI's taxonomy places the organism in Eukaryota, Metazoa, Chordata, Aves, Charadriiformes, Laridae. Gene Ontology annotation, cellular component: calpain complex. The transcript has a single exon. The record is from RefSeq and is a predicted model, not a curated record. Gene Ontology annotation, molecular function: calcium ion binding. Bases 385 to 1254 code for a protein of 289 amino acids.
UUCCCUAUCUGGCACAACAGCAUCAGUGACUAGAAUUAGCGAUGUAAUGCUCAACUCACUAAAAAGUUGAAGGCAUAAAAGAUGCAAGAACAGACAAGACUAGUAAGCUUUCGCUGCAUUCAUCUUUAAGGAUCAUCCUUAACUGAGGAACAGUCACACUAAUAUGGCAGGAUUCUUUUCAAAUUGCUUCAAUUAUGAGCACAGGUAUUAUGAGACUUCUGCUCUGUGGCUUUCAGCCUCAUCUUUUUUUUUUUUCUAAAAAGAUUCCUCAAAUCACAUAAAGCUCACUAGGCAGAGAAGAAAGAAAGAAAGAGAGGUGUAUCAACAAUUGACAGAAACUAGUGAGAUGUGAGAUAACUCUGGCAGCUGGAGACAUGCACAGACAUGGGCAAGUCUAAGCACGCAGAUAAGCUGUGUUUUGCCCACACCCAGCUCAGAGACCAUAAGACUUCGGAGAGUUACAGAAGCACUGGAUCUCUGAGCAACUCCCUUCAAAAAACCUUCACGAUGUUCCUCGCUAAAGCUUUGCUGAGUGGAGCAAGUGGAAGUGGUCGUGGAGGGAGCCUUGCACGUGGUCUUGGAGGUCUCCUAACAGGAGGUGGACAUGGAGGGAAUCUUGGAGGACUUGUUGGAGGUCUUGUCAAUCUUAUAAGUGAAGCAGCAGCUCAGUAUAAUCCGGAGCCACCUCCACCUCCUCGCAAUCAUUUUACGAAUGUGGAAGCUUAUGAGAGUGAGGAGAUCAGACAGUUUCGUCGCCUUUUUGCCCAGCUGGCUGGAGAUGAUAUGGAAGUGUGUGCCACAGAGUUAAGGGACAUCCUGAACAAAGUGGUUUCCAGACAUCAAGACUUGAAGACAGAUGGCUUCAGCUUAGACACAUGCCGUAGCAUGGUAGCCGUCAUGGACAGUGAUACAAAUGGCAAACUGGGCUUUGAAGAGUUUAAGUAUCUGUGGAACAACAUCAAGAAAUGGCAAUGUGUAUACAAGCAGUAUGAUACUGAUCAGUCAGGCACUGUCGGGAGAGCUCAGCUGCCAGGCGCCUUGAAGGCUGCAGGGUUCCAUCUGAACGAACAACUCUGCCAGGUAAUUGUGCGCAGGUAUGCCGAUGAGCACGGUAGCAUGGAUUUCAACAACUUCAUUAGCUGCUUGGUACGACUGGACAGCAUGUUCCGGGCCUUCAAGUCCCUGGACCAAGAUGGAGAUGGACAGAUCAAAAUGACCAUUGAAGACUGGCUGCAGCUGACCGUGUACUCGUGAAGGCAGAGCAGAGAAGAAUAAGCUUCGUCUGGAAGAUAUACAUGGAAGGCUACACUUCUGUACUAUAGAACUGUAGUCUCUGCCUUUUUCUAAGGCAGAUGUAGCUAGUGGUAAAUAGCUCAGCUUAAAGUGCUGUGAUUCCUCUUGUGCAUGCAUUAGUCUGCUUUUCUGAAGGUUUCUGUAAGUUGCCAGUUGGACAGUCUGUCUCAGCAACUAUCUCUAGACUCUGAAGUGAGGGAAUAUGUUGAAGGAUCAAAGCUUAGUUAUUUCUUCACGUAAAGUGGCUUGUAUAUAACGAUUAUAUAAAAAGCUCGUUAAGUUUGGUGUCACUUUGUGAUGUUACUGUUCUGAUUUGUCAGCAUUCACUAAGCUGGAAUAAAGCUCUGCUCGCCUGAAGGCAAUCACUAGUGGAGUUGUGCAGUUGUUUCUA